Molecule: messenger RNA, 2361 nt
Organism: Plectropomus leopardus (leopard coralgrouper)
Lineage: Eukaryota; Metazoa; Chordata; Actinopteri; Perciformes; Serranidae
Gene: far1
Product: fatty acyl CoA reductase 1
Biological process (GO): long-chain fatty-acyl-CoA metabolic process
Cellular component (GO): peroxisome
Molecular function (GO): alcohol-forming very long-chain fatty acyl-CoA reductase (NADP+) activity
Source: RefSeq, a predicted model, not a curated record
AAAAACGUCUGCUGUGUGGUUACAAUGCCUGUAAAGAAUCUGGCUAAGCAGCUGGCUACCUGUGGCGUUUCACCUUGAAUCUUUUUUUUGCAGACGCAGUAAAAACCCGGCGGAGUGAGACCUCCUCUCCCUCCUGUCUGUGCGUCCCUCUGACGUCACGGCGGCACGUUUAUCCGCCCAGGCUGCCGCUUCCUGCUGAGUCUCCACUCUGUCGCCGCCGCUCCGCCACACUGCACACUCUCAACUUCUGCAAACCGGGGGAACAUCGACAUUUCGGGUGGAGUGGUGUUGAGGAGCUCAUUGAACGGGACGACAGACAUCAUGGUGAACAUCCCAGAAUACUAUGCGGGGAAAUGUGUGCUGAUAACCGGAGCAACAGGCUUCAUGGGAAAGGUGCUGCUGGAGAAGCUGCUGAGGUCCUGCCCAGAGGUCAAAGGUGUCUAUGUGAUGGUCAGGUCAAAAGCCGGUCAGAGCCCACAGACCCGCAUCGCUGACAUGAUCAACUCCAAGUUGUUUGAAAGAUUGCAGGACGAGCAGCCGGACUUUGCAGAGAAGAUCAUCGCGGUGAACAGCGACCUCACGCAGCCGGAGCUGGAUCUCAGUAAAGAGGAUCAGAGCGUCCUGGCUGAAAACAUUAACAUCGUUUUCCACUGCGCCGCCACCAUCCGCUUCAAUGAGCCUCUCAAAGAUGCAAUGCAGCUGAAUGUCCUGGCCCAGAAGAUGCUGGCUCUGGCCCACAGGAUGAAGCACCUGGAGGUCUUCAUUCACGUCUCCACGGCCUACGCCAACUGUGACCGAGAGCUCAUUGAAGAAAUCGUGUACCCUCCCGCCAUAGACUACCGCAGACUCAUCGAUUCUCUGGACUGGAUGGAUGACGAGCUGGUGUCUGCUCUGACUCCCAAGCUGCUCGGGGAGCGUCCCAACACUUACACCUUCACCAAAGCCCUGGCUGAGUAUCUGGUGCAGCAGGAGGCCGGAGACCUCAACGUAGCCAUCGUCAGACCUUCGAUAGUUGGAGCCAGCUGGAAGGAGCCCUUCCCAGGUUGGAUUGAUAACUUCAACGGGCCCAGUGGAAUAUUCAUCGCAGCUGGAAAAGGGAUUCUGCGUACAAUGAGAGCGUCUAACGAUGCUGUGGCUGACCUGGUGCCUGUCGACGUGGUCAUCAACGCCACGCUGGCUGCAGCCUGGUACACUGGAUCACAGGCACUCAACAGGUCUAAAAGCAUCCUGGUUUACAACUGCACGACCGGUGGGAUCAACCCGUUUCACUGGGGGGAAGUUGAGUACUGUAUAAACAUGACCUUCAAGACCAAUCCCUUAGAGCAGGCCUUCAGAAGGCCCAAUGUCAAUCUGCGCUCCAACCCCUUUACUAAUCAGUACUGGACCACGGUCAGCCACACGCUGCCGGCCCUGCUCUAUGACGGCUAUCUCUGGCUGACGGGCCGCAAGCCCCGGAUGAUGAAGACAAUCACACGCCUCCACAAAGCCAUGAUGGUCCUGGAGUAUUUCACCAGUCACUCCUGGGUGUGGAACAACGACAACGUGGCCAUGCUGAUGGCCCAGAUGAGCGCGGAGGAUAAGAAGGUGUUUAAUUUUGACGUGCGACAGCUGCACUGGGCAGAGUACAUGGAAAGUUACUGCAUGGGCACCAAAAAAUAUGUCCUCAAUGAAGAGCUGUCGGGCCUGCCUGCUGCACGCAAACACCUCAACAAGCUGAGGAACAUCCGCUACACCUUCAACACCAUCCUGGUGGUGCUCAUCUGGCGCGUCUUCAUCGCCCGAUCCCAGAUGGCCCGAAACAUCUGGUACUUCGUGGUGAGCCUCUGCUUCAAGUUCCUCUCCUACUUCAGAGCUUCCUCCACCAUGAGAUAAUGAGCCUGGGCACAGGGUGGCGGGUGGCGAGGCAGAGGGGGCGAAGAAUUGAAGAAAACGUUGGCUGUGGGUGAUGGGAGGUUCCUGAGCUGUCUGUCUCUUGCCCCGUGUUUGCCCUGACACUCAAGGAUUAAAUGGAACCGAUAAAACCCGUGAACAAAGACAGAGCCAACGGAGGAUCCUGGAGUCCACAGCGGUCUAAAUGUUGCAUAUCUCGGAUGGCUCUUACCUGAUCUCAAGCAUUUCAUAAAACACAGAGGGCGUGGAUUUAUCUCAAAAUGUACAAUGCUCAGACUAACAGCACUCGGACUCGUUAAAGAAGGAGGACCCCACGUCCUUAUUCUGCUCAUUUCCGGUCAGUCUGGUCUCCUCUGGCACCAGCUUUACUCCUACAGUCUCUAAGCUCCGGGGCAAACUUGCUCCACCACCUGUCUGUUCGCCUGGCUGCCUGCAAAAUAAAGCUAUGCAUUGGAUGAUGCUCGCCGCAAA